GUCUCCUCCACUAUCCCCACAGAGGUUCCCCUUCUCCUUCCUUCCUUCGCUUCCUUUUUUUCCCCUGUCGCCGGCGGCGAUAGGGUCCCGUUUUUCUUGCUUCGGCGGGCUGUAAAUGCUUCCGGUCCUCUCCGGCGGUCCAGAUCCGGCGGUGACCGUGCUCCUGUUCGUUCUCCUGGUCUUGAUUCGAUUGGGAGGGGAAGGGGUUCCUUCGGUCUUGGGAAAUUCGAAGACAUGCCUGCGCUCUACGCUUAUUACGGAGAUGGCGGGUGCCUCGUCUCGGCGCCGGCUGAGCUGGCCGGGCUCUUCUGCCGCGGCGCCGUGCAGCAGCGGAAGCGCACGCUGGUGACCGCGUCCGCGGUCGCCGCGGCGGCGGCCGAGUUCGUGAGGGCGGCCAAGAAGCAGAGGCAGCUGCCGCUGCCGUCGCUCGACGCGCUCCCAGACGAGUGCCUCUUCGAGAUCCUGCGCCGCGUGCCCGGCGGCCGCGGCCGCGGCGCCUCCGCCUGCGUCUCCCGCCGCUGGCUCGCGCUCCUCGGCAGCAUCCGGGCCUCCGAGCUCGGCCAGGCCGCGGCGGCGGCGGCGGACACCCCGUCGCUGCCCGACCUGAACGAGGAAUUCGUCAUGGAGGAGGAUAAUGAGGAGUCCCCCGCGGAUCGGUGCGUCGACAGGGUCCUAGAGGGCAAGGAGGCCACCGACGUCCGCCUGGCCGCCAUGGCCGUCGUCGCCGGAUCCCGUGGCGGGCUGGAGAAGCUCGCCGUCCGCGGCAGCCACCCGACCCGUGGCGUCACGGACCAAGGACUGUCGGCGGUUGCACGCGGCAGCCCCAACCUCAGCUCGCUCGCGCUCUGGGAUGUGCCUCUUAUCACCGAUGCUGGGCUCGCGGAGAUUGCUGCCGGGUGUCCCUCGCUCGAGCGUCUGGAUAUCUGUCGAUGUCCCCUCAUCACAGACAAGGGCCUCGUCGCUGUUGCGCAGGGGUGCCCCAACUUGGUGUCUCUGACCAUUGAGGCAUGCCCCGGUGUUGCCAAUGAGGGCCUGAGGGCGAUUGGCCGCAGCUGCGUGAAGCUGCAAGCUGUGAACAUCAAGAACUGCCCUCUUGUUGGUGACCAAGGCAUUUCCAGCCUGGUGUGCUCUGCUACCGCUGCUCUUACAAAGAUCCGGCUCCAGGGAUUGAACAUAACUGAUGCUUCGCUUGCUGUGAUUGGAUACUAUGGGAAAGCCAUCACUGACCUUACACUUACUCGUCUCGCUGCUGUUGGUGAGAGGGGUUUCUGGGUGAUGGCUAAUGCUGCUGGCCUGCAGAAUCUCAGGUGCAUGAGUGUUACCUCUUGCCCUGGAGUCACCGAUCUUGCGCUUGCUUCUAUUGCCAAGUUCUGCCCGAACUUGAAGCAGCUGUACCUCAGGAAGUGCGGAUAUGUGUCAGAUGCUGGCCUCAAGGCGUUCACAGAAUCAGCAAAGGUGUUUGAGAACUUGCAUCUCGAGGAAUGCAACCGGGUUUCUCUUGUCGGUAUUCUUGCUUUCCUCCUCAACUGCAGAGAGAAGUUCAGGGCUCUAUCGUUGGUGAAAUGCAUGGGGAUCAAGGAUAUCUGCUCUGCGCCUGCACAACUUCCUCUUUGCCGAUCACUUCGUUUCCUUACAAUCAAGGAUUGCCCAGGUUUCACCGAUGCAAGCUUGGCUGCGGUGGGGAUGAUUUGCCCUCAGUUGGAGCAGGUUGACCUGAGUGGUCUUGGUGAGGUCACUGACAACGGGCUUCUUCCAUUGAUCCAGUCUUCUGAAGCUGGUCUGGUCAAGGUUGACUUGAGUGGUUGCAAGAACAUUACAGAUGUGGCUGUCUCCUCCCUGGUGAAGGGACAUGGAAAAUCUCUGAAGAAAAUCAACCUUGAGGGUUGCAGCAAGAUAACAGAUGCUAUCCUCUUCACCAUGUCUGAGAGCUGCACCGAGCUUGCGGAGCUUAAUCUUUCAAACUGCAUGGUUAGUGACUACGGUGUUGCCAUCCUGGCAUCUGCAAGGCACCUCAAGCUCCGUGUUCUCUCACUGUCAGGCUGCUCUAAGGUUACUCAGAAGAGCGUGCUGUUCUUGGGCAACCUUGGCCAGUCUAUAGAGGGCCUCAAUCUUCAGUUCUGUGACAUGAUUGGCAACCACAACAUUGCAUCGCUGGAGAAGAAGCUCUGGUGGUGUGACAUCCUUGCAUAGGCAGACAAGAUGGUCCAUUGCUGGAAGGGCUCAUGUCUAGUCUACUGGGAGCCACCUCCAGAUGCAGAUAUACGACCGUAGCAGUAGCACAACCAGGUGAUCUUCAGGUUUUUGGCUCGCAUGCGAUGCGAGUGAUGAUGGUGGGCUUCCGCAUUGUUCAAGGACCAGUUGUUUUAGGGGGUGCUUUCUAGUCAAGUGCUCGUUUUUCACAGAUCACCUCUCGGGAGGUUUAUCUGUUUUUUGAGCCUUGGCUGCCAUCACUGGCAUCCUGCCCCUCGAUCCAGACACUGGUCCUUGCCUUAUAGUCAUAUAAGGUUUUUUAGGUUGCCAUAGUGUCCAAGUCCUUUUUCGUUUUACUGCUUCCUGGUUAUGAAGUUGCAGGCAUCCGUGAUCCAUUGGCAGCUCUGGACUAUCACAAUUCUAACUCAAGAACCAGAUGCUGGUGUCAUCUUUUCCAGGGCUGCUGAUGCUGGAGCGUCUGUGGAUUUGUGCAGUGUGUUUGGUUGUCGAGUUUUGAGUUUGUUUUUAGUCUUGAUGUGUUGUGUGCUGUUCAUGUUCUCCAUGGUGUGUAAGGGUCAUGUAGGGUUGCAUCUUUUUUACAGUCUCUCUGGGAUGCUUGGUGUUCAUGGUGAUCUUGGCCAAUGCUAGGCGCAUACUAGAAGCCUUGCCUUGACAACCUUUUAUGGUUUUUUUGCCAGAUCCCUAUUUUUACAAGCAGAUUGUUGAGUGCUGUAAGCUUGGCGACCCUCUUUGAAUAAAUGAAAUAUGUGUUUAUGUUG
Molecule: messenger RNA, 2969 nt
Organism: Zea mays
Lineage: Eukaryota; Viridiplantae; Streptophyta; Magnoliopsida; Poales; Poaceae
Exons: 2
Coding region: 235-2190 (651 amino acids)
Biological process (GO): SCF-dependent proteasomal ubiquitin-dependent protein catabolic process
Cellular component (GO): SCF ubiquitin ligase complex
Molecular function (GO): protein binding
Source: RefSeq, marked validated